AUGGGAUUAGGCCUAUUUCCUAGUUCCUCCACCUGUGCAUCCAGUCAACGCCGUCUAUUUCUUCGGGAGCAUGCAGCCAUCCAAGCUUCGAGCUCUCUAUUAUUGGCUCGACAGAUUCUCCCCCCUCGAAGUUUUUCGGUUGCGGUUCCUCUUCUGAGAAGCAAUGGCAGCCGUAAACAAUCCGAGCUACCUGAAUUACCACCGGGAUUCACUUGGCCUGUACCACCUGGAAGCGAAGAUCUCCCUCCACCUUCCAAUCAAUCCUAUUGGAAGAAAGUACUCAAGCCGAAUUUUGAACAUAUUUACAAAGAUAAUUAUCUGGACGUAAGCGUGAACUUUCCGGGUACCCAAACCUGGCCGUCGAUGAAAUACUACAAUCACAUGAACUCUUACAUCAAGAAUUUGGAAAUGCCGAUCACAAAUCAAAAUGCAAUUACGGGAUAUUGGAAACGAUUUUUAAAAUUGUACAAGGAGAUAGACCGGAUACACCUCACAUUGCGUCGACCAAAUAAUGAACGCUGCUAUCCAGACAUGAUGUGGCAGGAUAGUCCCUUAGAUUUGACAGUUGGCGAGUUCAAACCAAAGGGUCACCAACCUAUCGAAGGCCAAACGCAAUGCUUUUUAUAUGCACAGUAUGGUGUAUGGGACAAAAUCGCCCGCAACUUGUGGGCUUCCUAUUGCUGGGACCUCGCAGGGAACAGGACCUUGACCGCCACACAAAUCGACAAGAUCUCAAAACAAGCGAUGGAGCAAGUCUUUGCAGACUUGAAAGGCAGAGUAGUCGUUAUGGUAAUUCAUGUUCAUGAAGAGGUGGAGAUUUUGGUCGCCCCACAAUGUCAGCUUCUUUUGGAUUACCUGACCGGUCAGAAUAUGACCAAACCCAGAAACAUUGUUCCGAAACCGAGCAGAAAAUACCAUUGGCUUAACGAUGCAGAUGAAAUAUAUCGUGCUUUGACGGACGCGGUGGAGCAGGGAUCGAACGUGGUGAAGAGCGAGGAGGCCGCCAUUCAGAGUCGUAUUCUGGCAUUUAAAGAGGGGCAGCGUUCUACGGUAUUGGAAGGCGAAAAGACAAAGGCACAGAAGGCAUCCCAGCCGAAAAAGACCGCCAAGUACGAGAACAGUGUGGCUAAGACAAAGGCACUGACACCGCCCCGGCCGAAGAAUGCCACCAAAUACAAAAACGCUGUAGCUCCAAAAAUGUUGUGCGAACCCACUGCUGCUGUCAUUCGUGUGCCGGAAAAAAAGAAGAGAUGGGCCCAGAUCGCCACCGAGACGUGGUUCUUGACAGCAUCUCUAGCGUGCACGACACAAGCGACCUUGAAACUCUCGGAACUUUUGGGGAACUAA
Molecule: messenger RNA, 1347 nt
Organism: Spizellomyces punctatus DAOM BR117
Lineage: Eukaryota; Fungi; Chytridiomycota; Chytridiomycetes; Spizellomycetales; Spizellomycetaceae
Exons: 5
Coding region: 1-1347 (448 amino acids)
Source: RefSeq, a predicted model, not a curated record